Molecule: messenger RNA, 1310 nt
Organism: Macadamia integrifolia
Lineage: Eukaryota; Viridiplantae; Streptophyta; Magnoliopsida; Proteales; Proteaceae
Product: auxin-induced protein 22D
Exons: 3
Coding region: 198-785 (195 amino acids)
Biological process (GO): regulation of DNA-templated transcription
Cellular component (GO): nucleus
Molecular function (GO): protein binding
Source: RefSeq, a predicted model, not a curated record
CUCUCUAGAAACUCUCUCUCCCUCACUUGUUCUUUAUAUCUUUCUUCACUUCUGCAACUUUGCAGUUCAUCUCUAAUCUCAAGUUUGCAACCUUCACCCACAAGAAAACAAGAAGAAGAAGAAGACCAAAUCACCGGAAUUUGAUCGGAAACUCUGGUUUAUUUGCCAAGUCAACGAGGUCUUAAAGAAGAGAAGAAAUGGAACGGACAGUGACAUAUGAAAGCGAUCUCAACCUCAAGGCUACGGAGUUGAGAUUAGGGUUACCGGGGACGGGUGAUUCGGUGAAAGAGAAACCCACAAUUCCUGUUGCAGUGAAGAGCAACAAGAGAGCUUUGGAUGACUCAACGGAUGAGUCUAAGAGUGCUUCUGAUGCCACAGAUGGUGAUUGUGGAACUGCUCCGGCGGCUAAGGCACAAGUAGUUGGGUGGCCACCAAUCCGAUCAUACAGGAAGAACAAUUUUCAACCCAAGAAGACAGAGGCUGAAGCUGCUGGGAUCUAUGUGAAAGUAAGCAUGGAUGGAGCUCCUUAUCUCAGAAAGAUUGAUCUCAAGUUCUACAAGGGAUACCCAGAGCUCCUCAAGGCCUUAGAGGACAUGUUCAAGUUUAAGAUAGGUGAGUACUCAGAAAGGGAAGGAUACAAUGGUUCAGAGUAUGCACCUACUUAUGAAGACAAAGAUGGUGACUGGAUGUUGGUUGGAGAUGUUCCAUGGAAUAUGUUCAUCUGCUCCUGCAAGAGACUUAGAAUCAUGAAAGGAUCAGAGGCCAGAGGCUUGGGUUGUGCAUAAGGCCCCAAAGCCAACCAAACCUAACCCAAAAGAGAUGGGCAGAAGAGAUCAACACUUGUACAUCUCAUACCAACACAAACAUAUCUUUUUGCUUGGGUUCUUCAAGGCUUGAACUGGAUUUGGGUCUCAGGUCUAGCAAUAGUGCUUUCUGGAGAUGGGUUGAGAGGUGCCAAGAGAUAAAAGGGGGGAGGAAAAGGAAAAAAGAAAAGAAAAAAGAAAUUGGGAAAAGAUUGUCAGGCCACACUUUUUAUUGAUUUUGAUAUCAUCGGAGUUCCUCAGCAAGGUCCAUGCUUGGCUUAAUUUGAGCCUUUGUGAUGUUCUUGUCUUGUAUUAAUAAUCCUAUGGAAAGUAGAACCGCAUAUAGAGAUAGAGAUGUUUGCUUCCUAUCCGAUUGUAUAGAACAACACAAGAUUUUAUAUAUUUCUCACAAGUUUUUGUUAUUGUAUUUUAUCUAGAAGGAAAUUAUGAGCUUGAAAAAUAGAAGAAAAUAAUAUACAAUACAUUUGGGUUAUGUUUUCAUCUGCA